AUGAGUAUCAGACAAGCUAUUCAACUGAACAACCAAGCUGUUUCGUUGUUGGAAAGCAAACGCUUCAGUGAAGCUAUUCCUGUUGCAUGCGCUGCAAUGGAGGUAUUCCAAAAGCAAACAACACCUACGGGAGAACAAGUACAUCUGCAUGACAAUGACUUUGUUGAUCGAUGCAUACUUUCUCGUAAUCGUGAUUGCAUUUCCGACAGCCGAAACACCAUGGACGAGGAAUACACCUAUGGCCAUGGCAUCAUGCUACCGUUGAACACAGUGGAUGGAACUCUCAUCAUCCCUGUACUGAUCUUCAACUGCGCCCUCUCUCAUCACUUGGCAGCGAGACAUUGCAACGAACAUGCCACUUCUCAACAAUUCCUCAACAGAGCACGAAGUCUUUACACGCUUGCCUACAAUGAACUCAAUCAAGACCAGAACUUGAUAUUCCAGGCGGUGGUUGUUAACAACGUUGGAGCGAUCCACAAGAGUCUUGGCAAUUAUGAAGAGGCACAGGCGUGCUUUGACUAUUUGACGUCCAUGCUCAUGAUGAUGAUCUACUACACCGAGGAAACUUCUUCGGGCGAAAACAACUAUCGACAACACGUCCAGGGCUUUUGGAAAAACAUUUUGGGAAAUGAGCGAUCAACAGCUCCUGCCGCGUAG
This is a messenger RNA of Cylindrotheca closterium, 657 nucleotides long. The record is from the annotation of a GenBank genome assembly. NCBI's taxonomy places the organism in Eukaryota, Bacillariophyta, Bacillariophyceae, Bacillariales, Bacillariaceae.